Molecule: messenger RNA, 468 nt
Organism: Dioscorea cayenensis subsp. rotundata (Guinea yam)
Lineage: Eukaryota; Viridiplantae; Streptophyta; Magnoliopsida; Dioscoreales; Dioscoreaceae
Product: protein SOB FIVE-LIKE 3-like
Exons: 1
Coding region: 1-390 (129 amino acids)
Biological process (GO): cytokinin biosynthetic process
Source: RefSeq, a predicted model, not a curated record
AUGGAUCUUUCACAAGUGAUUGAAGAUGGUGAAGAAUGUAGCAGUAGUGAGUCUGGUUGGACCAAAUACAUUCUUCCCCAUAUGAGUGAUGAUGAUGAAGAUGAUUCCAAUGAGAGUGAAGAUGAAGGUGAUAAAAAUGGUAGUUAUAGUGGUGGUGGUGGGGAUGAUGAUGAUGAUGAUGAUGAUGAUGAUUCUAUGGCUUCUGAUGCAUCCACUGGACCAGAACAAAACAAGCAUUAUGAUGAAAAAGAUGAUACCAAGAUGAUUAAAGAUGAUAAUAUCAAGGGUUCCUUGUCUUCAUGCUUGAAGAUCAGUAACAAUGAGAAGGAGAAGGAGAAGGAGAAGGAGAGAGAUAUCAAGAGGAAUAGUGUUGUUUCUCUAAGGAGGUAAUGUGGUAGUGUGCUUCUAUGUAAUUUGAACAUGCAUGUAUAAUUUCAUAAGCAUAUAUUUAGAUUAGUUUUGAGAUGG